Daphnia pulicaria is the source of this 4754-nucleotide messenger RNA. It is a transcript of the gene Tnpo, whose product is annotated as transportin-1-like. Gene Ontology annotation, cellular component: cytoplasm; nucleus. The record is from RefSeq and is a predicted model, not a curated record. Gene Ontology annotation, biological process: protein import into nucleus. Gene Ontology annotation, molecular function: small GTPase binding; nuclear import signal receptor activity. NCBI's taxonomy places the organism in Eukaryota, Metazoa, Arthropoda, Branchiopoda, Diplostraca, Daphniidae. The transcript is spliced from 19 exons. The coding region runs from base 175 to 2895 and encodes 906 amino acids.
AAGACUCAAAUCCAUUUGUGUUCGUCGUCAUUGAUUUCUGCCGCUAGGUGGCAGUGAAGUCCUGCCCAAACCAGCUUCAGGCGUCACGAAGAAGGGAAUGGCAUUACCCUCACUUUUUGUGACAGAUGGGUAGGCUUUUAGUUCUAGAAGGCUAGUUGAAAAAAAACGUUCAACAUGGCCGAAACUUGGUCGCCACAAGAAGAUGGCCUGUGUCAAAUUUUACAAUUAUUGAAAGAAUCCCAAUCACCAGAUAAUGCUACCCAACGCGCAGUUCAACAGAAAUUGGAAGAACUCAACAAAUAUCCAGAUUUCAACAACUACUUGAUAUUUGUAUUGACGAAGCUCACAUCAGAAGAUGAACCCACCAGAUCCCUGAGUGGGUUGAUUUUGAAGAACAAUGUGCGAGCUCAUUUUCAUAAGUUUCCUGCCACCGUAGCAGAUUUCAUUCGUAGUGAAUGUCUUUCUGCUAUAGGAGAUCCAUCACCUCUCAUACGGGCGACUGUUGGUAUCCUCAUCACUACCAUCUCUUCAAGAGGGGAAUUGGCUAACUGGCCAGAACUAUUGCCCAAACUGUGCCAAAUGCUCGAUUCACAGGAUUACAAUGUGUGUGAAGGUGCAUUUGGAGCCCUUCAAAAAAUCUGCGAGGAUUCAUCAGAAAUUCUUGACAGUGAUGCGCUGAAUAGGCCAUUGAAUAUUUUGAUUCCUAAGUUUCUUCAGUUUUUCCAACACAGCAGUUCAAAAAUUAGAUCACAUGCUUUGGCUUGUGUCAAUCAAUUCAUUAUGAGUCGAACGCAAGCUUUGAUGAUUCACAUUGACGCAUUUCUGCAGGGUUUAAUGCAUUUAGCUGCAGAUGAUGAUGCAGAAGUGCGUAAAAAUGUGUGUCGAGCAUUAGUUAUGCUUCUCGACGUUCGAAUGGACCGAUUAGUUCCUCAUAUGCAUAACAUAAUUGAGUAUAUGCUAGGCAGAACGCAAGAUGCAAAUGAAACAGUUGCUUUAGAAGCUUGUGAAUUUUGGCUUUCGCUGGCAGAUCAGCCUAUUUGUAAGGAAGUUCUCAACCCUCACCUUGCUAGAUUGGUUCCAGUUUUGGUAAAGGGGAUGAGAUACUCGGAAAUCGACAUAAUCCUCCUCAAGGGAGACGUUGAAGAAGAUGAGAUGAUACCCGAUCGGGAGCAAGAUAUCCGACCUCGCUUCCACAAGUCUCGUACUCAUACGCUCCAUCGUGAGGGUGCUGAAAGUGGUCGUCCUGCCAAUGCGGAUGGGGAAAUUCCUGAAGAUGAUGAAGAUCUUGAAGAUGGUGACGAAGAUGACGGCAUGGAUUCGGACAGCGCUCUUUCAGAUUGGAACCUGAGAAAAUGCAGUGCUGCAGCGCUUGAUGUGUUAGCGAAUGUUUUUAAAGACGACUUGCUUCCAGUGCUGUUGCCAAUUUUGAAGGAGACUCUUUUUCAUGCGGAUUGGGAGAUCAAAGAAUCUGGAAUUUUGGCGCUUGGAGCGAUUGCUGAAGGUUGUAUGACAGGAAUGGUAGCCCAUCUUCCCGAGUUAGUUCCCUUUUUGAUUAAUUGUUUGUCGGAGAAAAAAGCUUUGGUACGCGCUAUCACUUGUUGGACUCUCAGCCGCUACGCUCACUGGGUUGUGGGCCAACCUCACGAUCAGUACCUCAAACCGCUAAUGACCGAACUUCUGAAACGAAUAUUGGACGGGAAUAAGCGUGUACAAGAGGCUGCUUGUUCAGCGUUUGCCACUCUCGAGGAAGAAGCGUGCACAGAACUAGUACCCUAUUUGGGUUUCAUUCUGGAGACCCUUGUUUAUGCCUUUAGCAAGUAUCAACAUAAGAACUUGUUAAUUCUUUACGAUGCUAUCGGUACGCUGGCAGACUCAGUUGGUCACCAUCUAAAUAAACCCGACUACAUUAAUCUACUGAUGCCACCACUAAUCACCAAAUGGAAUGUGCUCAAAGAUGAAGAUAAAGACCUUUUUCCUUUACUUGAAUGUCUAUCAAGCGUAGCGACAGCACUACAAUCGGGAUUUCUGCCCUAUUGUGAGCCAGUCUUUCGUCGUUGCAUUUCUUUAGUAGAACAGACUUUAAAUCAGCACAUUGCCAGUAUGCAGCAACCUGAUCAGUUCGAAGCUCCCGACAAGGACUUUAUGAUUGUAGCCCUUGACCUUCUGUCUGGAUUAACGGAGGGUCUUGGAGGCCAUAUCGAACGUCUCAUCGUCGCAUCAAAUAUUAUGCAGCUUCUUUACCAAAGCAUGCAGGAUCCAAUGCCUGAAGUUCGUCAGUCGUCGUUUGCUUUGUUGGGGGAUUUGACCAAAGCAUGCUUUCAGCACGUUCUGUCAUGCUUACCUGAAUUCCUGCCCAUCCUAGGACAGAACUUGAACCCGGAAUUCAUCUCAGUCUGUAACAAUGCCACUUGGGCUAUAGGGGAGAUCGCGGUAAAACUCGGAAAUGAAAUGCACAACUAUAUUCCAUUGUUUUUGAACCAGUUGAUUGCCAUAAUCAAUCGACCCAACACCCCAAAAACACUUUUGGAAAAUACAGCCAUUACCUUAGGUCGUCUGGGCUUUGUGUGUCCCCACGACGUGGCUCCUCAUUUGCAACAAUUCGCCCAACGAUGGUGUAUGUCGCUUCGAAACAUACGAGACAAUGAAGAAAAGGAUUCCGCCUUUCGUGGGAUGUGCAACAUGAUAGCUGUUAAUCCUGGUGGCAUCGUGCACGAUUUCAUCUUCUUCUGCGACGCCGUCGCUUCCUGGGUCAGCCCGCGGCCUGAUCUCAAGGAACAAUUUGUCAAAAUUCUCCAAGGCUUCAAAAGUCAAGUAGGUGACGACGGUUGGAAACGUUUUACUGAUCAGUUUCCGCCACCACUUCGUGAACGCAUGUCGCAACAGUAUGGUGUCUGAUGGCUGACUGCGUCCGUACUACAUAUUCACGGUGCUGGUCUCCGUCGGAAAGAGAAAAAAAAAUGAAAAGCAAAAAAAAAAAAAAAAAAAUGUUAGCUGUUUUCUUUCAGGCUAAACAUCGACUUUUCCUGCUCAUUUCCUAACAAAUUUCGUCAUGGUAAAAACAUGGUGAAAUUAUUCUUUAUUUCUUGUAACUCGUCUUUUUGAUUAUUUUUCUUUUCCUGUUUUCUUCUGUUUCUUUUCUUUUCCAGGCUCUCUUAGCGUGGAUGCCGUUCUUCUUUAUUCUUUUAAGAAAUUAGGUAUAAAAAUGUCUGGUUCUUUCGGAUUUGGUCAGAACCAUAUUCCGAAAUUGCAGAUUGUGUGAAGAUUUAAGCGUCCAAGUUAGGUUUGAUGUAUGUACCCUCGUAAUUUUUUGAGGGGUUUGAAUCCUUUAUGGGCAGUCGUAAUGUCAUCUUCAUUUGUUGGCCUUAAGCCCUCGGCCAUUCAUUUUUUCUGUUAUGCUAUUGUAAUUGAUUGGUUCGUGACAGGUUGCAUCCGACCUUGUCAGACAGAAUUAUUUGAGAAGGCCUAGGUGUACGCUUGUGUUAGUUUUGUACUUCUUCAUUGUUGGUAAAACUUCAUACCACUGACCUCCAGCGCCAUCUGAUUUAGAAUAUGGGGAGGGGGGAAGGGAGGGCUCCGGUCAAUUUUUGUUCAAUCGUUUCAAAGCGUUUACUUAUGUACUUAAAAACGCCAAAACAGUAGCGUUAUCGUUCGCGCUCUUUGUCCUUUUUUUUCUUUUUUUUUCCAAAAUUCAAUCGUUUGUUCCUCUAAUUGAUACCCAAGUAAAAACAAAGUUCAUGACUAUUAGCGUUCCACUUAUAAAUCUUCUUUAGAGGGAAUUGUUUGCUUUUUUAAAAGGGAAAUAAGUCUGUGAUAUCUGCACGCAAUGCUCAUCACUUUUUUGUCGAAAUGCUUCAGUGCGUAUGAGGAAAAUCGUUUUUAAAAAAAUAACUUGAGGCUUAAAAAAAUAAUAAAGACAAUUACUUGAAAGAAUUAAGUCAAUCAAACUCGACCCCAGUUUCAAAUUAGACGCGAACCAAAAUUUUUUUUGUUUGUUCCAGGGUCGUGAUUUGUUGUCUCGCGUAUACGGGUUGGGUAUAGGGAAAUCAAAAACAAAAAAAUUUCCUUUUUCUCGAUAUAGGCUUAUUUGGUUUUAAAAUUGGGGAUGGAAUUUGCCUACUUUUUUUUUCUCUCUUCUAGUCUGUAAGGUCGGGGUAAUUUUUUCAAGGGGACGCAUUUCGUUGCCCUUUGCCAUUUUAUUGGCGUCGUUAGGAUUUUUCUGAGUAUUCACCAUUAACUUGGUGAUGGUAUAGCGGGAUAAGAAAUUCGAUCAAUUGGGCAGGGUUAGAAAAAGAAGUCAAGUUGGCCACUUCAGAAUGUCAUGUCACACGUUGUGACUUGAUAUGCUUUACUUCACUUUUCAUCUUUCCGAUUUUUUCCGUUUCGAGAAAUAAAUCUUGAUUUUGUUCUUUGAAUUUCCAUCUACAGCCACAUUUCUCGUCCCCUAGGCCUUCACAAUUCAACAAUGUAUAACUGCCCGUCAUUGUUAGGCUAUUUUAAUAUGUGUGAGUAUGUGUAUUUCUCUAAUUGGUGAAUGUUAGGACUAAAUCUUCUAUAGAAAUGAGUAAAUGAUCAUUAAUCAUACAAGUGUUCUGUUACUGUAGGAUUUUCACACGUUUAAAUGAUUAAGUUAUAAAAAUUUGCCCUCGCUCGUCGUUUCUAGCACUUCGUAACAAGUUUCUUUCCUCAUAAUUGAAUUGGCACAUUUCUCCCAUUGUGUGUCAUGUCGAAUGAUCAAUAGACGAUGAAAUUGCGUA